Molecule: messenger RNA, 2803 nt
Organism: Megachile rotundata (alfalfa leafcutting bee)
Lineage: Eukaryota; Metazoa; Arthropoda; Insecta; Hymenoptera; Megachilidae
Gene: fand
Product: Pre-mRNA-splicing factor SYF1 fand
Biological process (GO): generation of catalytic spliceosome for first transesterification step; mRNA splicing, via spliceosome
Cellular component (GO): Prp19 complex; post-mRNA release spliceosomal complex; U2-type catalytic step 2 spliceosome
Molecular function (GO): protein binding
Source: RefSeq, a predicted model, not a curated record
GUCAAAUAUUCUGUAUAUACUAAAAGUACAUGAAGUAUAUUAUUUUGUUAUUAAAGUUAUAAUUUUAUAAAUAGUUAAUAUAUUAAUGUAUAUCUAAAUAAAAAGCUAUAUCACAAGUACAGUAAUCAAUGAAGCGCAUGAUUAAUGAAAAGCGCCUUGGCAUAACGCGGUUGAACCAAAUAAUAUCAAAACAAUAGAGAAUAAUCUAUUGUAAAUAUAUUAUACUUAAUUUAUUAACAUUAUUAAUAUUUUCAAUGAUGUUAGAACGCAAAGAUCCAGAAGGAAAUUUAUAUGUUUUUAAUGAAGAGGAUUUACCAUAUGAAGAAGAAAUUUUAAGAAAUCCUUAUUCUGUGAAACAUUGGCAACGUUACAUAGAUCAUUUAAAAAGCACAAAAAGCAGUAAUUUGAAUAUUGUGUAUGAGCGGGCAUUGAAAGAACUUCCUGGAAGUUACAAGUUAUGGUACAAUUACCUACGUCAACGAGUAAGUCAAUUAAAGGGAAGAUGCAUAACAGAUCCUCUUUAUGAAGAUGUAAAUAAUGCAUUUGAACGUGCAUUAGUAUUUAUGCAUAAAAUGCCUCGGAUUUGGAUGGAUUAUUGUACAUUAAUGACUGAACAGUGCUAUAUUACACGUACCAGGCAGGUUUUUGAUCGUGCACUCAGAGCUCUUCCUAUCACUCAGCAUCAUCGUAUAUGGCCAUUGUACAUUGAAUUUUUGAAAAAACAUAAUGUAUAUGAGACUGCUAUUAGAGUUUUUAGAAGAUAUCUUAAGCUAGCCCCAGAAGAUACAGAAGAAUAUAUAGAGUAUUUAAUAUCAAUUGGUAGGCUAGAUGAAGCUGCUGUAAAACUAGCACAGAUUGUUAAUCAAGAUGAUUUUGUAUCAAAGCAUGGAAAAUCAAACCAUCAGUUAUGGAAUGAAUUAUGUGACUUAAUAUCAAAAAAUCCCUCUAAAAUAAAAUCUCUUAAUGUAGAUGCUAUUAUAAGAGGUGGUUUAAGACGUUACACAGAUCAGUUAGGACCUUUAUGGAAUUCAUUAGCGGACUAUUAUGUCCGCAGCGGUUUAUUUGAAAGGGCAAGAGAUAUUUAUGAAGAAGCAAUACAAACAGUAACCACUGUCAGAGAUUUCACUCAAGUUUUUGAUGCAUAUGCACAAUUUGAAGAACUUAGUCUCAGUAGACGUAUGGAGGAAGCUACAAAGAAUCCUACAGAAGAUGAUGACAUAGAUUUGGAAUUGAGACUAGCGCGAUUUGAGCAUCUAAUGGAAAGACGUUUAUUAUUGCUGAAUUCUGUAUUAUUAAGACAAAAUCCUCAUAAUGUACAAGAAUGGCAUAAAAGAGUUAUGCUGUAUGAAGGACAACCACACGAGAUUAUUAAUACAUAUACGGAAGCUGUACAAACGGUGCAACCACAAUUAGCAGUAGGCAAAUUACAUACCUUAUGGGUUGCAUUUGGUAAAUUUUAUGAAGAAAAUGGACAAAUAGCAGAUGCUAGGGUAGUUUUCGAGAAAGCUACUCAUGUCCCAUAUACCAAAGUAGAUGACCUUGCUUCUGUGUGGUGUGAAUGGGCAGAAAUGGAAAUUAGACAUGGAAACUAUAAAGAAGCUUUAAAGCUAAUGCAUCGUGCUACUGCUAUGCCAUUCCGCAAAGUAGCUUAUCAUGAUGAAACUGAAACUGUUCAAAUGAGAUUGUAUAAAUCAUUAAAAGUAUGGUCUAUGUAUGCUGACUUGGAAGAAAGCUUUGGUACAUUUAAGACGUGUAAAGCAGUGUAUGAUAAAAUCAUUGACUUGAAAAUUGCAACGCCACAAAUUAUUAUUAAUUAUGGUUUGUUCCUAGAAGAAAAUAAAUACUUUGAAGAAGCUUUUAGGGCAUAUGAAAAAGGAAUUGCACUUUUCAAGUGGCCCAACGUUUAUGAUAUAUGGAAUACUUAUCUCACGAAAUUUUUAAAACGUUAUGGUGGUACAAAAUUAGAACGAACGCGAGAUUUAUUUGAACAGUGCUUAGAACAUUGUCCACCAAAAUACGCCAAAGCCUUGUAUUUAUUGUAUGCCAAAUUGGAAGAAGAGCAUGGUUUAGCUAGGCAUGCAAUGUCCGUGUAUGAACGAGCAACAAGUGCUGUUCUUCCUGAAGAGAGGUUUGAGAUGUUCAACAUAUAUAUAAAGAAAGCAGCGGACAUAUACGGUGUUCCAAAAACGAGACAAAUUUACGAAAAAGCUAUUGAGGUACUUAAUGAAGAAAAUACGAGAGAAAUGUGCCUACGAUUUGCAGAAAUGGAAACGAAGUUAGGAGAAGUCGACAGGGCUCGUGCAAUAUAUGCACACUGUAGUCAAAUUUGUGAUCCAAGGGUAACAUCUAAUUUCUGGCAAAUAUGGAAAGAAUUUGAAGUGAGACACGGUAAUGAAGAUACAAUGCGUGAAAUGCUUCGAAUUAAACGUAGUGUUCAAGCUAUGUAUAAUACUCAAGUAAACAUGAUGUCUGCUCAAAUGUUAAAUAAUGCUACAAAUCCACCAUCUGACGUACCAUUAGACGCAAUGCGACUUCUGGAUAGUAAAGUACCAAAUACAGAGAAUGUUACUACGUAUAAGGAUAGCAUUAAGUUUGUUCGCGGUGUAACUGAAAAAGACGGUAGACCGGAAUCACAAGUAAAUAACCCAGACGAAAUUGACAUCGAUGUAGAUGAAGAAGUUAACGACAAUGAAGCUGAUAUAGAAGAAGAUAUACCUAUAGAAAAACAAAGUAUUCCAUCACAAGUGUUUGGUAGUCUAAAAACAACUGAAGGAGAAGAUGACUAAAGCAUACAUAAAUUAUA